GGGGGUGGCUGUUGAACCGUAAGCUGCAGGGAUACGCAGAGCUACAAAAAUGAUUAAGCUCUCGAACAGCUGAGGAGGUUUUAUUACAUGCUGGGAGUCGUUCUGAACCGAAGGAGAAGAGGAAAUAAUAAUAUAGUAAAGCGUCAGGCAGCGAGACUAUUGGUUGGAGUUGUUGAGCCAGAAGGGUCGAUAGGAGUCAAUCGCGGACCUUUCUGUUCAUUAUCCCCUCCUUGUGUGGCGAGCAGCCAGACGUAAAUCACUUCGAGUGAGUACUAGUCCUUCUCUGAACCGAUGGCGGACUCUGCCGGCACCAGGCUGCCCGGGACCUGGGUGACCGCUGGAUACAGGGAGGGCACGCCGGCGGGGAUGGCCGACGAGAAGCCUAAAAAGAGAGCUUUCUACCUGGUCAGGAUGAAACCCCUCGCCAACCACAAGGAGCCCGCGAACCACAAUAACAUGUCCUUCAUGAUCCACUGCCACAUAGGCAAAGAAAUCAAGCACAUCUGCAGCAACUGCAGCCGCGGGAACGAGGCGCAGGACGCUGAGGAAGUAGAAAGACUGGCUGCGAUGCGCUCCGAGUCCCUCGUCCCCGGAACUCACACCCCUCCCAUCAGGAGAAGAAGCAAGUUUGCCACGCUGGGCAGGCUUUUCAAGCCCUGGAAGUGGAGGAAGAAGAAAAGUGAGAAGUUCAAGCAGACGUCAGCAGCUCUAGAGAGAAAAAUAUCAAUGAGGCAAAGCAGAGAAGAGCUGAUUAAGCGAGGUGUGCUGAAGGAAAUUUUUGAAAAAGAUGGGACGAUCCCUGUAACAAAAGAAGACGGGAAGUUAGAAAACGGGCAGUCACCGGUGUCCAUGUCUAACACAUUAGAGAGCGAAGCAGAGGAUCAUACGUAUGAGGUGCUUCCCACCCCAGAACUCAUGGACGGGACAGGCUCAGUAGAAUUCCAGACGUCUAUUGAAACUGGAGUCUGCUCCCAGGACCCUCUGAUGAAGCCUACCUUGGUUUUGCCUCCUAAAAAACCUGUGGCCUUCCCUGGUGACAAUCAGGACACCCCAGUGAAGCAGCCCAUGUUCCUAAAGCAACCCCCAGCUCUUCCUCCUAAGCCUUUCUCACGGUUUCCCAACCACAUAGCCGACUCAGGCCAGCCCAUCAAACUGCCCUGUAUGCCGGGCAAGCUGUCUCCUCCACUACCUCCGAAGAAGGUGAUGAUCUGUGUUCCCCCGGGUGGCAUGGAGCCUGCCCUCACUUCCUACUCCUCACAGAAGUGCUCUCCGCAGCCUCUAGGGCAGCACCACCCGGCCAUGCUGCCCUCCCAGCAGCACCCGCUGCAGUACGGCGGCACCCACCUGUCCCCCACGCCGGUGCCCAUCUCCCUCCACCCGGUGCCUUCCAGCAGAGUCAUCGAGGAGCUCAACAAGACCCUGGCCUUGACCAUGCAGAGGCUGGAGAGCUCUGCCUUGCAUACAGGGCUGGAAGGAAGACAAGUGCCAACAGUAGUGAUAGAGUGUGAUGAUGACAAAGAAAAUGUGCCUAAUGAGUCAGACUAUGAAGAUCUCCCCAGCAUGUACAAAGACGACGACGAUGACGACGACGACGAUGACGACGAUGAAGAUGACGACACGCUCUUUACAAGUUCUUUGGCUUUGAAGGUCUGCAGGAAAGACUCGUUGGCGAUCAAGCUUAGCAACCGGCCCUCCAAGCGAGAGCUGGAAGAGAAGAAUAUCAUCCCCAUGCAGACAGAUGAAGAGAGGCUGGAGAUGAGGCAACAGAUUGGCACGAAAUUAACACGGCGAUUAAGUCAACGUCCUACGGCAGAGGAACUAGAGCAGCGGAAUAUUCUUAAACCAAGGAACGAACAAGAGGAGCAGGAGGAAAAGCGAGAAAUUAAACGGCGACUAACACGGAAGCUCAGCCAGAGGCCUACAGUAGAGGAGCUCCGGGAAAAGAAGAUCUUGAUACGCUUCAGUGAUUACGUGGAAGUGGCUGAUGCCCAGGACUACGAUCGGAGAGCAGACAAGCCCUGGACUCGACUCACAGCAGCUGACAAAGCAGCCAUUCGGAAGGAACUAAACGAAUUCAAGAGCACUGAAAUGGAAGUGCACGAGUCGAGUCGCCAUCUAACCAGGUUUCACAGACCGUAGAACUCUACUGUUCGAAGAUUACCGUGUGGGCUUUUUCCCACUAUGAACCUUAAGUGCUGGAUCAUAACAGGUGCCCAUGUCAACAGUGAAGCUGUCUUCUGAAUUGCCUUUCUACCCCUGAAUAGUACCAGUAACAUUCAGAACUAAACUUAAAGAUGGUUACUGCCACAAUAACAGACUUGCUAACCCCCAGAGCUCCCUGGCAGGGGGUUGCAACAGAUAACGAGCCACAUCCAUCACUGAAUGGCUUUGUAGACGUUUUUUGGAUCACAGACUUACCAUUUCAAGCCACUCCCACGUGCGCCUGUGUUCGCCCGUUGUCCGGCAGGACUCAUCCGCACAGUGUCAACCGCAGCAGGGAGAGCUUUCCUUCCUGGUCCUGGAUGAACAGUAAGGUCCAGGCUCCAUCUCCUCCGCUAAAGACAUCUGUAGACCUUCGUGCGUCAUGUGCUUAAGCCAGCUUUGCCAAGUCACAGACUGCUCUCGCCCCGGAGAGGAGAGGUGAGGUCUCCAGUUUAAAAGUCCUGAGACUGUGCUUGUGACAGACCUGCAGCAGCUCAAGGCUUUUGGAUUCCUGUGCAAUAUUGCGAACUUCCUCAUACUGUGCUAGAAGGGUUUUCAUGCACUUGCUUGUAUGUCAACCAUUUACGAUUCUUUCUUAAACUGCAGGUGAAUGGUGAGCAGCUUGAAUUACACAAUUCAAUAAUACUAGUAGAACUACUUAUUAUAACAGUAAUAAUAUUAUUGAUGAUAUUUACUGCUAACUGUGAAACAAGCGUGCAGACAAUUUGUUUGCCUUUUUUAAUGUAUAUCAUGUUUAUACUUCAGUACAGAGAUGUUAUUUUAGCUAUCUAAAAUGUUCCUUUGGCGCAGUCAUUCUAUAAGAGAUUGAAAGGACAGGAUAAGGUGACAUGGAUAUUGAUGAAAAUAUACUGGUCACAAGCCAAAGUUUUAUGUAAGGUUUUCUAAACAAUAUACAUUUUGAUUUGAAUUUUUUAUAGCGUUCAGCUUCCAUGACAUGUUGUGUGACUAAUUAUAAACAUGUGUUUAGUCCCUUUUCCCGAUGUUUUAUGGCACAUACCUGUUUAGGGCUUUGGACUUGUAACUGGAAGGCUGUGGGUUUAGAUUUUGGGGGGCACAGCGGUCGCACCCCUGAUGAAGGCACCUCAGUUAUAAUGCUUCAGUAAACUUCCUGGUUGUAUUAAUAGAUACAAACGUAAGUCACUUUGGAUAAAAGCAUCAGCCAAAUAAAUUAUUAAUAACCAUUGAGAAAUCGGUGGAAAGAAAGAGACUAUAAAGAGAGGUACCAUGUGUUAGACUACCAGCAGGAUUAUACAUCACUUUCUUUGGCUCUUCAUUAUGGCAGAAAAGCCAUUUUAUUUACCUAAUAUGACAAAUGUGCCACUGGAUAUUUCAAGUCUACUUCAUAAAAAUGCAAACAUCAAUACAUAAAACAUGGACAGUUUAAAAUCAAAUAUUAAACGUUUACAGUGUUAGCAAUAGAUGUUUAGCCUAUCGACAAUGGGAAAGUCCAAGAGCUGGCACUAUAGUUGGGGAAAAAAAAUGUAAUUGCACCAAAAGAUUUUACUGCAAUUUUCUCUUCCACAAGAAUCUCUCUCUUCCUUGUAUGUAGCAUUAGUUAUGUUUUGGGCAUCUCAUUCUAGCAAAAAGCAUCAGCUUUUUAAAACAUGUUUUGUCUUUCCCACCAUAAAUGUUUAAACAUAAUUCCGUCCUGUGACAGAGAGAUGCAGACUAAUGGACUUAAAAUGUUUAAAAUGUUUUACAGUGCAUUAUCCUAAAAGUUUCCAUUACGAGACAAGUUUGUACAAUAUGAUUGGCAAGUGAUUUAUUCGAUAAAAAAUGGUGGCGGGUUUCCCUUCUGUGAUAUGGGUUAACAGCUUCAAAACCAUGCUGGUCCCUAUUCCGUUUCACAAUGGUACAAAUUUUCAUGAAUGAUAUACGGUGAGAUAAAUCUGCAGUGUAUACAACCUAAUAACAAACCAAGCUGGCAUUCAUCUUGCUGAGUGAUUUUUUUUUUUUUACAGUCAUAAACAUGCAUUGCCAUUUCCUGGUAUCAUUCAGUUUAUAUAGUUUUAAAUUGUUUCACUCGACUGGACUUUUAAAAUAUGUUACUAUUUUGGGAUUAACCAAUAAUAACUGUCCUUUCUGUUCAAAGAAACCAGUAGCUGUAGCCACUUUCUUAAAAUUCUAAGAAGAGAAAUGCAGACACAAUAAUAAUCAAAGUGUUCAGCAUUAAACAUUUGGACUUUUGCUGUACUGUGCCGUAACAUUUAUAAUCUGUGAAAUCAGUUACUAGUUUUAGGGGAGGAGGAUUUUUGCUGCUUGAUCGAGAAGCAGAGUCUGUAGAAGUGUGACAUUUCUAAAGAAAGACCAGAAGUGUUGACAUGUUGUUGCAGGACUGAGAAACGCAAAUUGAGCAAUAACUUGUACGAUUUCCUCGUACACGAAGUCAGUGACUGUCUCACUUUAAUGCGAUGUGCUAAAACCUACACUUUUAAUUUCAGGUAUUAUCAUGGCUCUAACAGCCAGUGAAGUUGAGAGAUUUUUUACGGGACAAAAACAGAAAUCAUAGAAAAGGCCAUUUUGCUAUGGCAAUUUAUAUGUUUAAUCACGUUCUUCAGUGUGGAUUUCUAAAUUAAGGGAGAAUAUUGUUCCCAUGUGCGGAUGUUCACUUUCAAGGCUAGAGGGAAUUACUGGCUGCCUUAAUGCUUUGUUCAUAUGGUCCCAGUUACACCAAAAACUCACUGAAGACUUGAACAGUGUGAAUGGGAAUUUUCCGUUAAUAAUAUUUCAUAUGAUGUGUUCACACUUGUGGCAUCUUUUUUUUAAAACUUCUUUUCAAUUUGUUCUUGGUGUAACUCGGGUAUCCACGCUGUUACCCAAAUUUUCCUUUCUGUGCUCAUAGUGACCCUUAUGUACCACCCUUCUAAAAAAGGUUAAGGCUGCCAUGUUGUCAAAUGUUAACAGUUUAUAUGUUUACCCAGUAGAUGAUCAGCUGUUUUUUAAAGGUGUAGAUUAAAGAAUCUAAGGUUCUUUAUUUUAGGAUCUUGUGGAUCAAACCUAGGAAUUAAGAUCAAAUUGAUUUUAAGAUUUUCUCCCAGCAUGUAUGAAUCAAUGAGACUGAAAUGAAAUGAGUUUUCAUAAAGGGAGUUUUAAUGACGUGCGGUUACAGAAAGGAUUAGUAUUAAACAUUCUGUUAGUUAUUUCAAUGAAAGCCAGAACAGUGGCUCAAUAUUGGAAUAAUUGACAAUUGAUUAAAAAUAACCAACAGGAAACUGUAUUUUCAUAUAAAGAAAACAAAAUAAAAAUGGAUAAAACAGCACACAAUUUGCCCAAAGGGAAAUAGAAACGUUUACAACUGACUCCUAAAGAGAAGUAGCCAAUUAAAAUUAGAACUCGAAAUCCUCCCUUUAUGCAAACAAGAAAUUAUUCUGGCCCUGUACAUCUUUUCUACAGAAGAAUCUGUUUUUAAAAGAUUACAUUUAAAAAUCUGAAGUGCUUUAAGGAUAAGCGACAGAUCCAGCUUUAAUUUUCCAAGUGCGUCCUCACACUGAAGAGGAAAAGCCUUUAUUAUAUAAAGUAAAUUUGAGUAACCUAUAAAGUGAGGGGUUAGUCAAAGUUGAACCUUCCCUAUACCUUUGCAGAUCUACACUGGUAGACAGGCAUUGAGCACUUCAUUACUGUCUGUAACUGUACACUGUACACCAGGCUCUCUGCUGUAUUAAUAAUCCCCUUCUACUGUAGCAAUCAUUUUUAUUGAGUCUUGCAUACUGGGAAAGCAAGGGAAACUAUAAUUCCAUUUAACUUAGUUUGUGUAACAGUACAACUACCCACUCAACUCAAGUUGCAGACAUGCAAGUUUUGCAAAAUUAUCACAUUUGUGCAAUCAAUUAUAGUGUACCGCAUUUUGAACACCUAAUUUAAAAAUUAGUUUUUUUUUUGUUAAAACAAGGUCAGAGUGUGAGAAGAUAUUUAGUUACAUUGAACUAACCAGGGUUAGAAAAGACUAAGCCUGAAUGUCAGGUACUGCACACGUCCGAAGAAUGUGAAGAAUCACCCAAGACAUGGAAUUUCCAGAACAUUUAAUUUGGUAUUCACAAAGACCCUAGUUUGAACUCUUACUACCAUGCAUAAUUUAACUUGGAGCACUGCAAGAUGGUUUUCAAUUCUUUAAACAAAUGGCUAUUUUAUAAUCCCUGGAAUCGCCAAAAAAAAGGCAUUAUUUCUCCAUUCAAAAUUCUUUUCAGACUCCGAUAAUAAAUGGCUCUGUAGUAAUAUAACAAACUAGAAGUAACACACAUGAAUGCUUUAUACAGAUUAAGGUUUACAAAAACAAAACCCAGUCUAUGUUCUCAUGUGUUUGUCCAACAGGAGAAAAGUCCAUCUCUGAAAUGUUGUUUGUACAGUUUGUCUUCGUAUAGGAGUGAAUGCUGUGACCGUCUCCCUGUAUUCUUCCAGUAUUGUAAUUUAAGACAAAAAAAGAAAACCUAUGGGUGUAUGAAAUCUGUAAAUAACAAAUUAACUGGGUCUCUAAAUAUGUUAUAACUUUUUUUGUACAGACUGAAACUGCAUGUAAUUGUUUAACUUAUUGUUUGUCUUUAAUGAUGUAUGCAGUUUCUUAUAAAGAAACCUUAUUUAAAA
Molecule: messenger RNA, 6801 nt
Organism: Lepisosteus oculatus (spotted gar)
Lineage: Eukaryota; Metazoa; Chordata; Actinopteri; Semionotiformes; Lepisosteidae
Gene: phactr1
Product: phosphatase and actin regulator 1
Biological process (GO): cell motility; stress fiber assembly
Molecular function (GO): actin binding
Source: RefSeq, a predicted model, not a curated record